AUGGAGAACGACGGCGAGGAAGACGUAACCUCCAUCGCGAAUGUCGCGAAGGCUAGGGCAAGAGUCAUUGCGGGGAAGUUUAAGUAUCUUCAGGCCCCUCCCGACAUGGAUAUCGAACUCUACAGGGCCGAUAGAGCAAGGGAAUUGUCUCAAUUCCUGGUUCAAUAUGGCUACGACACCGUUUCUGCCGAGUGGUUCUCGUGGUCGGUAGACCUCAGAACAUGGAACCAAGUCCAAUACAAGUGUACUGCUGCACCACUCCUCGAAUAUCAAGUGUCCAGAGCUCUGCUAAUGUUUUCUGAACUAGUGGGCAAAGCCGGGGAUUUCGAAGUGUUCCCUUGGAUAGAUGUUGAACCAGUUUGCAAAACCACGACUCCCGAGGACGCCUCCACCUGGUUCAAUGUCUUGAAGGACAUCAUCAAACAACAGGACGAUCUCCCGGCGUUGGAGCGCUCGAGGUUGAAACUGCCACUGAUGAAGGGGGAGCCUCUCAUGGUACGAAACACCCCAGGCAUCACUCCCGUGGAGCAACGUCAAAAGAUCUGGGACGACAUCUUUCCCGGCAAAAAAUACCCCCACGGUCAACCCUUCGAGAUUAUCAUUCCCUCUGCCGUUAGGAUAUCCUCGGACAUCAUUUACGACGUAGUUCAACAAGAGAAGAGUCUCCCAGCUGCGGUCACCGUCGUCCAAGUCCGACGAGUCCACCGGCGUGGACACUUCGUCUGGGCGUUUAUUGUCAGCUACGCGCCUCAAGUCGCCGAUAACCGGAUGAACCGCAUUACCAUGGCCUUGGCCUACCAAGCCGUUCUAAACUGGGCCAGGACCAUCAUCGUCACCGGCAAAAGCCUAAAGCUCAGCAAAGCGUUCAAAGAGUUCGAGCUCAAGCUCGAAGAUGAAGGUGACGCAGAGGAUACUCGCAUGCGAGGCAUGGGAGACCAGAUGGACUUCACGCCUGAGCAGCUCGAUCUUUGCGCCGAGGAACUUUCCUUGAUGCCAUGGGUGUCAGUCGCCGACUAUGCUGCGUUUCGCGUGGGGGAGUGGUUGAACAAGGAGGUCUGCCGUACGCCCGCUGAAGAUCGCCACAGACUGCUCCGAGAUUGGUGCCAGCUAGAGGUGGGCGUCAUGGACCGCACCAAUUUUGAGGGUAUGACGCGAGAGGACCUGCAGAAGGCUUGUUAUGAAGCAUGGACGGCCAAGACUCAGGAAUGGAAGGAGACGUUGGAUGUCACGGCGUGGUCGUGGACCGAGGAGGUGCAGUGGGCGAAGAAGCUCAUGGAGCCCUAUGCCGUCUGA
Colletotrichum orchidophilum is the source of this 1293-nucleotide messenger RNA. RefSeq lists its product as uncharacterized. The record is from RefSeq and is a predicted model, not a curated record. NCBI's taxonomy places the organism in Eukaryota, Fungi, Ascomycota, Sordariomycetes, Glomerellales, Glomerellaceae. The transcript has a single exon. Bases 1 to 1293 code for a protein of 430 amino acids.